Loxodonta africana (African savanna elephant) is the source of this 5727-nucleotide messenger RNA. It is a transcript of the gene MYOM1, whose product is annotated as myomesin 1. Bases 124 to 5199 code for a protein of 1691 amino acids. NCBI's taxonomy places the organism in Eukaryota, Metazoa, Chordata, Mammalia, Proboscidea, Elephantidae. Gene Ontology annotation, molecular function: kinase binding. The transcript has 38 exons. The record is from RefSeq and is a predicted model, not a curated record.
GUAAUGAACCUAACUUAAUGAAAGGGCGAGAGGGAGGGAAGUGGCAGCGGGGUCAGCAAGCGCGAUACUGACCGAGUGGACGCGAAGGAAAUAUAAAGCGGACGGCUUAGAACACAAAGAGACAUGUAUAAUGGUUGCCUGGCGCUCAAGGGGCACAUGAUGUCUUUGCCUUUUUAUCAGAAGCUCCAUGACCACUAUGAUCGAAGCUACCACAAGGACCUUCGCACCACCACGAGCCAGUACCAGCAGGAGAAGAAGCGUUCUGCCAUCUACACCCAUGGCUCCACAGCCUACAGCAGCCGCUCGUCGGCCGCCCACCGCCAGGAAUCACAGGCCUUCAGCCGGGCUUCCACUGCCGCCUCCUACCUGCAGCAGGGAUCUCAGGCCUACAGUCUGGGAGCCACAGAGUACUCCCUCGGGUCCGAAGUCAGUCGGAAGGCAGGCUCAGCCUACGAUUAUGGGUACUCCCACGGACUUACAGAUUCCAGUCUGCUGCUAGAAGAUUAUUCAUCCAAGUUGAGUUCCAAAGCAAAGAGAGCCAAGAAGAGCCUCCUUUCUGCAGAGGAGAAAGAGAAUGUACCCAGCGACUACAUGGUGCCCAUUUUCUCAGGACGCCAAGCGCAUAUCAGUGGAAUUACAGAUACGGAAGAAGAAAGAAUUAAAGAAGCUGCUGCGUAUAUAGCCCAGAGGAAUCUUCUUGCUAGUGAAGAAGGAAUCACGACAUCCAAACAGUCGACAGCAUCCAAACAGGCGACAGCAUCCAAGCAGGCGACAGCAUCCAAACAGGCGAUAGCAUCCAAGCAGUCCAUGGUAUCCAAACAGUCCACAUCCACUCUUCAGCAAGAGGAAGCUUUUGAGAAGAAGUCAAGGAAAGUUGCAAUUCGAGAAAAGGCAGAACAGCUGUCGCUGAGAAAAACAUUGGAAGAAACCGAGGCGUAUCAUAAAAAGCUGAACGAAGAUAGCCUUCUUCACGCUCCUGAGUUCACCAUUAAGCCUCGUUCGCAUACUGUGUGGGAGAAGGAGAAUGUAAAAUUGCACUGCUCGGUGUCAGGCUGGCCAGAACCUCGUCUCACGUGGUAUAAAAACCAGGUUCCCAUAAAUGUCCACGCAAAUCCUGGAAAGUAUAUUAUUGAAAGUCGAUAUGGGAUGCACACUCUGGAGAUUAAUGCAUGUGAUUUUGAAGACACAGCUCAGUACCGGGCCUCGGCGAUGAACGUUAAAGGAGAGCUUUCAGCGUAUGCGUCCGUCGUGGUAAAGAGAUAUAAAGGAGAGUUUGAUGAGACUUGUUUCCAUGCCGGAGUUUCCACCCUGCCCCUCAGCUUUGCUGUUACCCCUUAUGGUUAUGCAUCCAAGUUUGACAUCCACUUUGAUGACAAGUUUGAUGUGUCUUUUGGGAGAGAGGGCGAGACGAUGAGUCUAGGCUGCCGUGUCAUUAUCACUCCCGAAAUUAAACAUUUCCAGCCAGAGAUCCAGUGGUACAGAAAUGGAGUACCUGUUUCUCCAUCAAAAUGGGUGCAAACACAUUGGAGUGGAGAACGGGCAACGUUGACAUUUUCUCAUCUCAACAAAGAAGAUGAAGGCCUCUAUACAAUUCAUGUGCGAAUGGGAGAAUAUUAUGAACAAUACAGCGCUUACGUAUUUGUUCGAGAUGCUAAUGCAGAGAUUGCAGGUGCUCCAGCUACUCCCUUGGAUGUGAUGUGCUUAGAUGCCAACAAAGAUUAUAUCAUCAUUUCUUGGAAACAGCCAGCUGUGGAUGGAGGCAGUCCUAUUCUGGGAUAUUUUAUUGAUAAAUGUGAGGUGGGCACAGAUACCUGGUCUCAAUGCAAUGACAUACCUGUGAAGUUUGCCCGUUUUCCGGUCACUGGAUUGAUAGAAGGGCGUUCCUAUAUAUUCCGAGUUCGAGCCGUGAAUAAAAAUGGGAUUGGUCUACCGUCUCGAGUGUCUGAGCCUGUCGCCGCUCUGGAUCCAGCUGAAAAAGCUAGACUCAAAAGUCGCCCCUCAGCACCCUGGACUGGACAGAUCAUUGUCACUGAAGAGGAACCUACAGAGGGUAUUGUUCCUGGGCCCCCCACAGACCUCACUGUGAUUGAGGCCACACGGAGCUAUGUGGUGCUAAGCUGGAAGCCCCCUGGCCAACGUGGCCAUGAGGGCAUUAUGUACUUCGUGGAAAAGUGUGAGGCUGGGACUCAAAACUGGCAGCGGGUGAACACAGAGCUCCCAGUGAAGUCCCCCCGCUUUGCUCUGUUUGACUUAGCUGAAGGAAAAUCCUACUCUUUCCGUGUCCGCUGUGCCAAUUCAGCUGGAGUUGGGGAGCCCUCAGAGGCGACAGAGGUGACCGUGGUAGGGGACAAGCUUGAUAUCCCUAAGCCCCCCGGAAAAAUCAUACCAAGCAGAAACACAGACACCUCAGUGGUGGUUACUUGGGAGGAAUCCAAAGAUGCAAAAGAGCUGGUGGGGUACUACAUAGAGUCAAGUGUUGUUGGCUCUGGCACGUGGGAGCCCUGCAACAACAACCCCGUGAAAGGCCCACGAUUUACUUGUCACGGAUUGGUGACUGGUCAGAGUUACAUUUUCCGAGUCAGAGCAGUUAACGCAGCUGGACUUAGUGACUAUUCACAGGACUCAGAAGCUAUUCAAGUAAAAGCUGCUAUUGGGGGAGGAGUGUCUCGAGAUGUGUGGCCUGACCUGAGUGACACACCUGGUGGACUAACAGACUUCCAGGGAGGCAUGCAUGAAGCCUCCCGGCCAACCGCUAAGAAAGAUGCUUUGCUUGGUAGCAAACCUAACAAACCUGCACUGCCCAGUAGCUCUCACAAACUGGGCAGAACAGCAGUGAGUAAAGUAAGUGAAACAGUUCAGGAAGAGCUUACCCCACCACCAGAGAAAGCAGCUCCUAAGGGGAAAAGUAAGUCUGACCCUCUGAAAAAGAAGAAGGAUCUAGCGACACCAUCUCCACCCUAUGAUAUCACUUGUCUCGAAAGUUUUCGUGACUCAAUGGUUCUUGGAUGGAAGCAACCAGAAAAGACUGGAGGGGCUGAAAUCUCUGGCUAUUAUGUGAACUAUCGCGAAGUAAUUGACGGGGUACCAGGAAAAUGGAAAGAAGCCAACAUUAAGGCCGUCAGUGAUCAGGCGUACAAGAUUAGCAACCUGAAGGAAAAUAUGGUGUAUCAGUUCCAAGUGGCGGCCAUGAACAUCACUGGAUUAGGAGAAUUCUCAGCAGCAAGCACAUCCUUCAAAUGUGAGGAGUGGACCAUUGCUGUUCCAGGACCUCCACACGAUCUCAAGUACAGUGAAGUCAGGAAAACCUCCCUGGUUCUCCACUGGAAGCCGCCAGUCUACUCUGGACGGACCCCGGUGACUGGUUACUUUGUGGACUUGAAGGAGGCCAAUGCCAGAGAUGACAAGUGGCGAGGACUCAACAAGGCGGCUAUUAAGAACAACUACCUGAGGGUGCAAGGCCUCCAGGAGGGUGUCAGCUACGUCUUCCGUGUCCGAGCCAUGAACCAGGCGGGUGUCGGGAAGCCGUCUGACCUUGCCGGUCCUGUGGUGGCAGAAACACGUCCAGGAACCAGAGAGGUUGUUGUGAAUGUGGAUGAUGAUGGAGUCAUUUCUUUGAACUUCGAAUGUGAUCAGAUGUCUCCAAAUUCCAAAUUCACCUGGUCUAAGGAUUACGUAUCCACUGAGGAUUCUCCACGGUUAGAAGUUGAAAGCAAAGGCAACAAGACGAAAAUGACCUUUAAAGACCUUGGGACGGAUGACUUGGGAAUUUACUCCUGUGAUGUAACAGACACUGAUGGAAUUGCUUCAAGCUACUUAAUAGACGAAGAAGAGUUGAAACGUUUACUUGCUCUCAGCCAGGAACACAAAUUCCCAAUUGUCCCAGUUAAAUCAGAGUUGCAAGUUGAAAUUUUGGAGAAGGGGCAGGUCCGGUUUUGGAUGCAGGCUGAGAAGCUGUCUGGCAACGCCAAAGUCAGCUACAUAUUUAAUGACAAGGAAAUUUUUGAGGGGCCGAAAUAUAAGAUGCAUAUUGACCGAAACACUGGUAUAAUUGAAAUGUUCAUGGAGAAGCUGCAGGAAGAGGAUGAGGGGACGUAUACUUUCCAGCUCCAGGACGGAAAAGCAACUGGCCAUUCUACUCUUGUUCUUAUUGGAGAUGUUUAUAAAAAGCUCCAGAAAGAAGCUGAAUUCCAGCGGCAAGAAUGGAUCAGGAAACAAGGUCCACACUUUGCUGAGUAUUUGAGCUGGGAAGUGACAAGUGAUUGUAACGUACUAUUGAAAUGCAAGGUGGCAAAUAUUAAGAAGGAAACUCAUAUUGUGUGGUACAAAGAUGAGAGAGAGAUAUCAGUGGAUGAAAAACAUGAUUUUAAGGAUGGCAUAUGCACCCUGCUUAUAACAGAGUUUUCGAAGAAAGAUGCUGGGAUUUAUGAGGUGAUCCUGAAAGACGACCGAGGGAAAGAUAAGAGCAGAUUGAAGCUUGUGGAUGAAGCCUUUAAAGAGCUGAUGACUGAAGUAUGCAAAAGAAUCGCUUUGUCUGCUACGGACCUGAAGAUCCAGAGCACCGCUGAGGGAAUCCGCCUAUACUCCAUCGUUCCUUACUACCUGGAUGAUUUGAAAGUCAACUGGUCCCACAAUGGAACCGCUAUUAGGUACUCAGAUAGAGUUAAGAGUGGGGUCACCGGAGAGCAGAUCUGGUUACAAAUCAAUGAGCCUACGCCCAACGACAAAGGGAAAUAUGUCAUGGAGCUCUUUGAUGGCAAAACUGGACACCAGAAGACAGUGGAUCUUUCUGGACAAGCAUAUGAGGAUGCCUAUGCUGAAUUCCAGAGGCUAAAACAAGCUGCCAUUGCAGAGAAAAAUCGUGCCCGAGUGGUGGGCGGCCUCCCAGACGUGGUCACCAUCCAGGAGGGUAAGGCCCUUAAUCUCACUUGCAACGUGUGGGGCGAUCCACCUCCAGAGGUCUCCUGGAUGAAGAAUGAGAAGCCUCUGGCCUCAAAUGAUCACUGCAACCUCAAGUUUGAGGCAGGAAAGACGGCCUUCUUCACCAUCACCGGAGUGGGCACCGCUGACUCAGGCAAGUACGCCCUGGUGGUGAAGAACAAGUACGGCACAGAGACCAGCGACUUCACCGUCAGCGUGUUCAUCCCCGAGGACGAGGCCAGGGUCUUGCAGCCCCAGACGGGAAACAAGAAGUCCAAGUGACUGUAGAUAGGGGCAGGGAGCACCAGGAAAGCAGACGACUUGUGCUGCCUGUGUGAGGGGCUUAGGUUAAAUCUAAGGCGGUCUUCAUGCUUUCUACUCCCUGCUUUUGUGCUGGUGUGAGGGGGAAAUUGUUGAAUCUUUUAUUCUUAUGUAUUAAAAAAUAGCACCAACUAGUGACAUUUUAAUAGUUUUUCUUUAUCUACAAAUUGUGUCAAGAGAAUACCAUUGGUAGCAAAAAUAUUAGGAAAUGGUUUUAAGGAAAAGACCAGAAUAAAGUUGGAGGGAUGCUGAAUGAUGGCCAGAGAGCAGGAGAAUAUGUUGGGACACAGAGAUGGAUUUGGCUGAGUGUUCACCAGUAAAUUCUCAUGGAUUGCAAUUAUACUUCAACAUCCUGUCAAAGUGGAGACAAGUGGUUAAGCCAGCCAGUGUAUUUUGUGUGUUAUAGUAUUGCUGUGUGUUUCCCUUGGCAGUAUUGUAAUUGGAAACCUCUUUGGUAUUAAUAAAGAGUUCACACACCUUUCCUCCUCA